Messenger RNA from Branchiostoma belcheri (Belcher's lancelet), 3968 nucleotides. RefSeq lists its product as uncharacterized. The transcript is spliced from 12 exons. NCBI's taxonomy places the organism in Eukaryota, Metazoa, Chordata, Leptocardii, Amphioxiformes, Branchiostomatidae. Gene Ontology annotation, cellular component: extracellular matrix. Gene Ontology annotation, biological process: protein phosphorylation. The record is from RefSeq and is a predicted model, not a curated record. Gene Ontology annotation, molecular function: protein binding; protein kinase activity; ATP binding. Bases 199 to 3732 code for a protein of 1177 amino acids.
GUGUGUGUGUGUGUCAGUGUGUGUGUGUGUGUUUGUGUGUUUGAUUGUGCGUGUUAGGGUGUUUCGCGGAAUAUUUGUAGUCAGCUAUUUUAUAAGGUCUAAGCAAUAAGCACCAUAAGGUAUAAGCUUAGCAAUAAGCAACAUAAUCACUGAUUUCUGUGAUGUAAGUUGUACAAUUGUGCCUACAGCAGCAGCAGCAUGCAGGUUGAUGGGUGCCGCGUGACGUGCCGAGCUGCUGCAGUCGGCGUCCUCGGUCUCCUGUGGGUCGUCACGGCUGUCUUCACCUGCCCGGAGAAAUGUACUUGUAACUCUGUCGGGUCGGUUGACUGUAACGGACGGGGGCUCAAAGACGUUCCCGCCAACAUACCAUUGAAUACAACUAAACUCGUCCUGAGGUCCAACAGCAUACAGAAUCUGUCUGAUGCUGAUUUCUCCAACCUCACCAGCCUGGAGGAGCUUUAUCUGGACUACAACGACAUCCGAGUUCUCCCUGCCCGAGUUUUCUUACAUCUCACCCGUCUGAAGAAGCUGUAUCUAUCUGAUAAUCAUAUAACUGAUCUCCCGGAUGGAGUAUUCUCACAUCUGACCAGUUUAAAAAGGCUUUACCUGCGCAACAAUAACAUCUCCCGUCUCCCCGCUGUAGUUUUCUCACAUCUCACCCGUCUGGAGCGGCUGUAUCUACCUGAUAAUCAUAUAGCUGAUCUGCCGGAUGGAGUUUUCUCAAAUCUGAACAUCUUGGAAUGGCUUUACCUGCGCAACAAUAACAUCACAAGUCUCCCCGCUGGAGUUUUCUCACAUCUCACCAUGCUGGAUAGGCUUGAUCUGGGCAACAACGACAUCCGGGUUCUCCCUGCCGGAGUUUUCUCACGCCUCCCCCGUCUGACGGUGCUGUCUCUAUCUGAUAAUCAUAUAGCUGAUCUCAGGGAUGGAGUAUUCUCAAAUCUGACCAGUUUAGAAAGGCUUAAUCUGCGCAACAAUAACAUCACGAGUCUCCCCGCUGGAGUUUUCUCACAUCUCACCAUGCUGGAUAGCCUUGAUCUAGGCAACAACGACAUCCGGGUUCUCCCAGCCGGAGUUGUCUUACAUCUCACCAUGCUGGAUAGCCUUGAUCUGGACGGCAACGACAUCCGAGUUCUCCCUGCCGGAGUUUUCUCACAUCUCACCCGUCUGAAGGCGCUGUCUCUAUCUGAUAAUCAUAUAGCUGAUCUCCCGGAUGGAGUAUUCUCAAAUCUGACCAGUCUGGAAGUGCUGUACCUGCACAACAAUAACAUCUCGCGUCUCCCCGCUGGAGUUUUCUCACAUCUCACCCGUCUGUGGCGGUUGUAUCUAUCUGAUAAUCAUAUAGCUGAUCUCCCGGAUGGAGUUUUCUCACAUCUCACCCGUCUAAUGGAGCUGGAUCUAUCUGAUAAUCAUAUAACUGAUCUCCCGGAUGGAGUUUUCUCACACCUCCCCCGUCUGAAGGUGCUGUAUCUAUCUGAUAAUCAUAUAGCUGAUCUCCCGGAUGGAGUAUUCUCAAAUCUGACCCGUUUGUACAAGCUUCACCUGUCCAACAAUAACAUCUCGAGUCUUCCUGCAGACAUAAAACAUCUUUCUACCCUGAAAACCCUUGCCAUAACUGGAAAUCCCUGGAGGUGUGACUGUAGUUUACAGGAUAUAAUGACUUCGCAACGUGUGCGCCAUUCAAUUAGCGAUAACCCUACCUGCAGCUCCCCUCUCCACAUGAAAGGCGACUCGCUGCAUGGGGCACAAAAGAUCUGUAGCCAUCGCGGGGUCUGCACCACGGGAGGUACAGACGGCAUUUGUGCUUGUGACGUCGGCUGGACUGGCCCAUACUGUGGAGAAGGACUAUUUACAAGCAUAACGGUGCGGGUUGGUCGGAACGAGAACUUCAACCAGAAUGACCAGUGUGGAAUCACUUUCACGGCCAACGACAUCCCUGAUUCCACAGUGAUGUUUUGCGACCCGCCGAUAUACAGCCGUUAUGUGUCGGUACACAUUAUGGGGCUUUUGCCCACAUUGGAACUGUGCGAGGUGGAACUGUGCGAGGUAGAGGUCUCUGUUAAAGAUAUCUGCUGUAACGACAGCAUAGAACUCGUGAACGGCCAGAUCACUCCUACCGGCGGGGGCUACUGCUCUGGGAACGAGAUCCAGUUCUCUUGUGACCCUGGAUACGAGGUUAUCGGCAACUCAUCAGCCACCUGCCAAAAGGACGGGAGUUGGGACAGAGGAAUUCCGACUUGUCAACGUAUCUGCUGUGACAACACAACUAGGAUAAAGAACGGCCAGAUCAGGGUUAAUGAAGACUACUGCUCUGGGAGUUCUAUCGAGUUCACUUGUGACACUGGAUAUGAGCUUGACGGUAAAAACUACGCUGUCUGCCAGCGAGACAAAAAUUGGGACCGGGAGAUUCCGACAUGCCAACGUGUCUGCUGUGACAAUAUAACCGAAAUCAUGCACGGCGAGGUUAUAAUUAAUGCUACUGACGGUCACUGCUAUGGGAAAGACAUAAGGUUCUCUUGUAAUCCUGGGUACGAGCUCGUUGGCAGCUACUCAGUCACCUGCCAAGAGGACGGAAACUGGGGCCCAGAAAUACCGACUUGCCAACUACCUACAAAGGAAAGCCGCACGUCCACAGAAGCCAUCAUCGGCGGAACCACUGCCGGUAUCGCCGCAGUGCUGAUUGUGGCAGCUGUCGUCUUCAUGGUCUUCCUAAGACGAAGGAGGAAACGAAGAGAGGAAGAAUACAUCUCACAAUCGGUUGCUUACUUUGUACCAGAUGACAUAGCGAUCCACAGGAGAAGAAUGGAGGAGGCGAACCCACUGGUUCCACCCCGGCCACAGUUCCCGCGGUUAGAGACCGACCCCAGCCGGGUGACGCUUGGUGAGAAGAUCGGCAGCGGGGCGUUCGGCAUCGUUUACCGGGCAAUCCUGGCGCAGAACGACCGGACGGAGGACGUCGUCGUAAAAACUGUUAAAGAAACGGCCGGUGAGGAGGAGAAGCUGGGUUUCCUGGAGGAAAUCCGUGCAGUUGUGGACCUGGGGGUUCAUAAGAACCUGCUAGGUCUGGUCGGCUGCUGCACGGUGACGCGAGACCAUCUGUAUCUCAUCACGGAGUUCAUGCCGUACGGAGACCUGAAGAGCUUCUUGAGAAAAUGCCGGGAGGAAGAGACCUUGGACGAAUCUCGAGACGAUAUCUACACCUUCGAGGUGAUACAGAUGUAUCAGGUGGCCUGGCAGAUCGCUAGAGGCAUGGAUCACAUUGCCCGGUCUCGUUACGUCCACGGAGACCUGGCCGCUCGGAACGUGCUGGUCGGAAAACGCCUGCAUGUGAAGAUUUCUGACUUCGGGCUGGCAGAAGACAUCUACAGCCGAGGUUACCGUCGGCAGAACCGGCUCCAGAGGGUGCCCUGGAAGUGGAUGGCGCCGGAGCGGCUGGAGGGCGGGCAAUCCUACACCUCACAGAGCGAUGUGUGGUCUUUCGGGAUAGUGCUGUACGAGAUCUGCACGCUAGGGGGCGAUCCUUACCCAGGCGUGUCAGUAUCCGAGCUGAAAGACCGUCUACAGGCUGGAUUCAGGAUGAACCAACCUGAAGACUGUCCACGAGCCAUGUACGAUGUGAUGCAGCAGUGUUGGCGCUGGCAGCCCAUCCAGCGGCCGCUCUUCAGCCAGCUGUAUCUAACACUGGACAAGCAUCUCGCCGUCUACGGACCCGAGUACUUGGAUACAAAUUAGCGGCCAGUACUUGAAAUUAUUGAAGGAGCGGUAUCGUAAUACAUAAAUGUAAACACGUUACAAGAUGUGGCAUAUAAGUUUCAAGCUGUUUUAUAGAUUUUAGUUGGCCAAUGGAGAUGUGUACGCCUCCAAGCAGUCUUGGGACUGCAGGGGGUUUUCCUUGUAGUGUUUGAAACAACAUUACUCAAGAAGAGAGCAAUGUCUUUUUAUACUUUAGUUCAGGUAGUUGCAAUUGG